Messenger RNA from Trichomycterus rosablanca, 3446 nucleotides. RefSeq names its product glucocorticoid receptor-like. Gene Ontology annotation, biological process: nuclear receptor-mediated glucocorticoid signaling pathway; regulation of transcription by RNA polymerase II. Bases 301 to 2421 code for a protein of 706 amino acids. Gene Ontology annotation, molecular function: nuclear receptor activity; steroid binding; estrogen response element binding. Lineage: Eukaryota; Metazoa; Chordata; Actinopteri; Siluriformes; Trichomycteridae. The record is from RefSeq and is a predicted model, not a curated record. The transcript has 10 exons. Gene Ontology annotation, cellular component: chromatin; nucleus.
CCUAUCUGGCGCUAUUUUAAAUCGAUUAACGACGCCGGUAGCGUAGUCUAAUGUUUAUUACUUUUAAGUAUUAAGUAAGUAUUUCAAACGCGACCGAAUCGAGCCGCGUCUAUUUGCGCUUCUUUUGACUCCUGUGGCGCAAAACCGAUGUCGGAUACUUUCUCUGGACUGGUGAAAAUCUGCUUUAAAAACGAGUAUGCGGAGGAAGUGAAGGCAGAACUGACAACAAACCUUCGGAUUUAACAGCGAAUGCAUUGAAAUGAACUUAUUUACUUCGUAAUAAUAUACCAGCUUUGAGAGAUGGACUGCUGGAUGAAUUCGAAUGAAAGCAGGACUUUAAGAGAUCACGCCAUGAGAGGCCUGCUGCCAACCACAGGUAGCACAGUGCCCACCAGCUCACCUUCCAGCGAUGUCUCAAAUGGACUUUGCAGUGUUACUGUUCAGAGCGAGCUAUCUUUGGAACACAGCGCCCAGGAGCCAGGUGAUAAAGCCUUCAGGAUGCAGCAUAAGCCAAAGGAAGGCCAUAACCUCAAGGAUAACCUGUCUAUGUUGAACGAGAGUAUCGCACAUUUAAAUCGCACCUCUAGUUCAGAAAGCUCUGAUUUUCGAGCCCCUGACUCAUUCACUUUCAAAAUGGAGGAGUUUUCUCCUUUGGACAAAGCCGACUAUGACUUUCGUUCUUAUGGCCAGAUGGGAAAGGACGGGAGACAGGAGGAUAACACUCUGGACAUCCUGCAGAGUCUGGACCUACCUGGCUCUCUUUUAGAGCUCAAUGACUUCAGCGAGAUGGGUGAUGAUUUUCUUCCUUGUUUGGAAGUGGAGGACUCCCUGCUCAGGGACAGCAGCAUGCUGAAGGAUACAAAACCUGUUUUGCUUGGAAAUGACAUGAAUGGGAAUGGGAAAGCGCACACACAUCAGAGUCUGGAACAAAGCAACAACAUACCCGUCAUAAAGACAGAGAAAGAUGCUGAUUUUAUUCAGCUCUGCACGCCUGGUGUGAUCAAGCAGGAGAACGAGAGGAGAGGUUAUUGCCAGAUGUCUGGACAUCAUAGAGAGUCCAUCUCUCUUAGCAUGGACAGACAGUUGUACCCAUAUGGAAUCAGUUCCUCCUUACCAGACCAGAAACCUGCGAUAGGCUUGUAUGGCUCUUUGCCGACUGCCAGCGACGCAUGGAACUCAUUAGGGAUACGGAGAACCAGCGAGUCGAUGGUUCAGCCAUGUUCGUCCACCUACACAUACAGCAGCUCUAUACCGAAGCCUGAAGCCAGCAGUUCAAGCUCAUCUGGCUCUGCUCGACCCAGAGGGCCGACCAACAAAAUCUGUCUGGUGUGUUCAGACGAGGCAUCCGGCUGCCACUAUGGUGUUCUGACCUGCGGCAGUUGCAAAGUUUUCUUCAAAAGAGCUGUGGAAGGAUGGAGAGCACGACAAAACACAGAUGGUCAACACAACUAUCUGUGUGCUGGGAGGAAUGACUGCACCAUUGACAAGAUUCGCAGAAAAAAUUGCCCUGCCUGCCGCUUCCGCAAGUGCCUUCAAGCAGGCAUGAAUCUAGAAGCACGCAAAAACAAAAAGCUGAUCCGGCUAAACAGGCAGCAGGCUGCAGCGGAGCCUUCACCUUUCAGACACGAUGAACGGGCAUGCUCUCUUGUACCCAAGUCGAUGCCACAGCUUGUGCCCACCAUGCUGUCACUGCUUAAAGCCAUCGAGCCAGAGAUUGUGUACGCAGGCUAUGACAGCACCAUCCCUGACACCUCCACACGCCUGAUGACCACUCUCAAUCGAUUAGGAGGACGCCAGGUCAUCUCAGCUGUUAAGUGGGCCAAAGCGCUGCCAGGUUUUCGAAACUUGCACCUAGACGAUCAGAUGACGUUGCUCCAGUGCUCCUGGCUGUUCCUCAUGUCCUUCAGUCUGGGCUGGAGAUCCUACCAGCAGUGUAAUGGAGGCAUGCUGUGCUUCGCCCCUGACCUCGUCAUCAAUGAGGAGAGGAUGAAGUUGCCCUACAUGGGUGAACAGUGUGAGCAGAUGCUGAAGAUCACCAACGAGCUGGUGAGGCUGCAGGUGUCCUAUGAGGAGUAUCUCUGUAUGAAAGUGCUGCUGUUGCUCAGCACAGUACCAAAAGAUGGGCUAAAGAGCCAGGCUGUGUUUGACGAGAUCCGCAUGUCCUACAUUAAAGAACUGGGCAAAGCCAUCGUCAAACGGGAUGAGAACUCCAGCCAGAACUGGCAGAGGUUCUACCAGCUCACUAAGCUUUUGGACUCCAUGCAAGAGAUGGUGGAGGGACUUCUAAACUUCUGCUUCUACACAUUUGUGAACAAGACCCUGAGCGUGGAGUUUCCAGAGAUGCUAGCUGAAAUCAUUAGCAACCAGCUUCCGAAAAUCAAAGACGGGAGUGUCAAGCCCCUUCUCUUUCAUGAUAACUGACUGUCGUUCAUAUGACAAUGCCUUAAUGCCACCGGUAGCCUAAAAGCCGUGAGAAGGCCCAAAACUAUCAGGAGGAAACAGAAUGAGAAAAAAAUUGCUGUGGAGUCAGAAACUGAGGAUUAAAGUAAGAGAUGAAUGUAAGAAUGUUCAGACAGAGUCAAGGACACAAGACUUAUUUUCAACUCUUUAUUUUUUUUUUAAAAAUCACCAUAUAUUAGUUUUUGCAUAUGUGUUUAGAUGGGAGCAGGCGACGUUUUGAGAUUUACGUUAGGAAAAUAUGUUUAGGAAAGUUUUACCUUGCAUGUACACUGCUGCACUGUUUACAAAGGUAUAUCAGAAAAGGGAAAAUGUGCCUUUUAAAAAGUACAUUUCUUUUUGCUAUUAUCUGUCCAACAGAAGUGACAUACAUGCUCUUUGUGUUUGUCUUGUACUUGUCAUGGCGUUUUUCUUUAAAAAAAAAAAAUUCAGCACUAAUGUUUUUUGCAUCGUAGUGAUCCUUGAAAGUAAAAAGUAGAACGUUUGCACUAGCAUUUAAUUACGCACUUUUAAACCCUCCAGUGCUUGUAAUCAUUUUACUGUUAUGCAAAUAUUGCAACCCUAAAAUCAGGCUAUCGAUUACCUCAUUAGUAAAUAAAUAUAUUUAAUCACAGGCCCCCUCAGCAGCCAGUUUAUAAAAAAAAAAAAACAAUGAUGUCAGAUGUAGAUAUACAGUUGCAAUCAGAAAUAUUCAACCCCCCCUAAGAUUUUAAGGAUUUAUCAAUGAAAGUUUUUUCAAAGAGCAAGAUUCUGCUUUGGAUGACUUGUUUAUGAGUUGAGGGACAGAAAAGCGGGGGCCAGUGCCCCUGUGACAACCAGCUUGCUCCCCCCCCCCCCCCCCACGGCCCCCCUAAUGAGUGAGUCACCUCACUCUUGCGAACACACGGUGACAAAGCUGCACACCAAAGUAACCCACAUUUUCCAGUCGGACCGUUUUAAGGUGUUUUUAGACUGAAAACUGCAUAAAUAAAAUGUUGAAUUCUAUUGAA